Messenger RNA from Drosophila navojoa, 1379 nucleotides. Its product is annotated as casein kinase I. The record is from RefSeq and is a predicted model, not a curated record. Gene Ontology annotation, molecular function: ATP binding; protein kinase activity. Lineage: Eukaryota; Metazoa; Arthropoda; Insecta; Diptera; Drosophilidae. Gene Ontology annotation, biological process: protein phosphorylation.
UGUCACACAGUCCCAUCACUAACAUUGCUCUUGUCUAAAGAAAUUUAUAAAGAUUUCGACAGAUAGAAAAUACAACAUCAAACGAAUUGAGCAGCGCGCAGGCAAAGGCAUACUGCGACUCUUAACAGUACAGCCAGUGUACAAUUAAAUACCACACUCACGUUACACACAGAUCAGUUUGUUUAAAAUUUUCGUAAAUCCAAUAUUGCCAGCCAUCGUCGUCCCCCUAACCCCUCGAGCAGUUUAGCCAUCAACGUUUGCAAUGGACAAGCUCAUCAAGAUGACGAACCAUCGUUCCGGGAUAGUCGUGGGCGAAAAAUACAGAAUCAUACGCAAAAUAGGAAGUGGCUCCUUUGGCGACAUCUAUUUGGGCAUGAGCAUGCAAUGCGGCGAGGAGGUCGCCAUCAAGAUGGAGGCAACCAAUGCCCGCCAUCCUCAGCUACUCUACGAGUACAAGCUCUAUCGCGUCCUCAGCGGAGGUGUGGGCAUUCCGCGCAUUCGCUACUAUGGCAAUGAGAAGAACUUUAAUAUAUUGGUUAUGGAUCUGUUGGGACCCUCGCUCGAGGAUCUCUUUAAUUUUUGCACACGUCACUUUACCAUUAAGACGGUGUUAAUGCUGGUCGAUCAGAUGAUCGGACGUUUAGAGUAUGUGCACAAUAAGUGCUUCAUUCAUCGCGACAUCAAGCCCGACAACUUUCUCAUGGGCAUUGGACGUCAUUGCAACAAGCUGUUCCUCAUUGACUUUGGACUGGCUAAGAAAUUCCGUGAUCCUCAUAAGCGCAUACAUAUACCUUACCGUGAGGAGAAGAACUUGACUGGCACAGCACGCUAUGCCUCGAUCAAUGCCCACGUUGGCAUCGAGCAGUCCCGUCGCGACGACAUGGAGUCGCUUGGCUAUGUGAUGAUGUACUUCAAUCGGGGCGUCCUGCCCUGGCAGGGCAUGAAGGCGACUAACAAGAAGCAGAAAUAUGAUAAAAUCUCUGAGAAGAAAAUGUCCACGCCCAUUGAGGUGCUCUGCAAGGGGUAUCCGGCUGAAUUCUCAAUGUAUUUGAAUUACUGCCGCAGUUUGCGCUUCGAGGAGGCGCCCGAUUACAUGUAUUUGCGUCAAUUGUUCCGCAUUUUGUUCCGUACGUUGAACCAUCAGUAUGAUUAUAUCUAUGACUGGACAAUGCUGAAGCAGAAGACCCAUCAGAAUCAGCAGCAGAGCGCGGAUAAUAUGCUGACGCCGGAGCAGCGUGCCGAACGUGACAAGGAGAAGCAGAGCGGCAGCAAGCCAAACACAUUGGCCGACUAAACGAUGCUCGUUCAGAGCGAUUUUAAUAGCAGCAACAGGAUAACACAUCAAAAUAUAAAGGAAAACAAGUAAAACAGAAAAGAAA